AUGGUAUCAAAAGGCCAUGGUAAUGGACAGCGUAAGAAAGGUAAGAAAGGAACUAAUAAUCUUUCCGCAGGUCAAUAUACAACACCACCACCACCACCUGUUGCCACAACUCUUCCACCAGCUACUACAAAUAUUCUUCCUCCACCAAGGGCAAAUAUUUCACUACCAAAUACAUUUUUCAUGCCCCCACUGCCCCACCACCUUUCUGGAUUGAGAAUUGGAGGGGUUUGCACAUCAACAUCGCCAUUUAUUGAUAGUGCUACAGCAUCUAAUGCCACAACACCUGCUUUCCUGAUUCCGAGAUUUAAAGAGGUAGUAGAAUAUGACGGCAACAAUAGGCUAAUUAUCGCCCGUGAUGGUGGUAAUGGGUUCAUUUCCAUGUGUAGUGGCGGAAAUAUGAUUAUAGAAGCAAUUAAACCAUUUUACACGGAGCCAUGGGGUAGUUGGAACGAGAUUAAACUCGACGUCAGAGUUCUUAUGUGGAACCAAUUUAUAACAAAGUGUGCAUGGAAUUCUUGUCAUGAAAAUGAAAUACAACACAUUUUUAAGCUCAAAGAAGCUCUACGAAUCAAAGAACACUUAUAUGAGGCCCGAAAGAACUUGAAAAAAACUAGUUGGAUGAAUGCUGAUGUGUGGGACCAGUUCUUCGUAAAAUGGGAUACUCCUGAAUUUAGGGUGAGGAGGGAAUGGGCAAAGGUAAAUAGAGCGUCUGAAAUGGGUGGCUCAUUGCGUACAGGAGGUUCGAUGAGUUUCACUACCCACCGACGAAGACUGCAUGCCAUGCCGUAA
This is a messenger RNA of Capsicum annuum, 789 nucleotides long. RefSeq lists its product as uncharacterized. The record is from RefSeq and is a predicted model, not a curated record. Bases 1 to 789 code for a protein of 262 amino acids. The transcript is spliced from 5 exons. NCBI's taxonomy places the organism in Eukaryota, Viridiplantae, Streptophyta, Magnoliopsida, Solanales, Solanaceae.